Parastagonospora nodorum SN15 is the source of this 159-nucleotide messenger RNA. RefSeq lists its product as hypothetical. The transcript is spliced from 2 exons. Bases 1 to 159 code for a protein of 52 amino acids. Lineage: Eukaryota; Fungi; Ascomycota; Dothideomycetes; Pleosporales; Phaeosphaeriaceae. The record is from RefSeq and is a predicted model, not a curated record.
AUGACUGGCACACGUCGAACAUGUGCUGAAGCGCUGCUGCAGGUCCCAAUCGAUGCCGUCCUUGUUAGCAGUGGAUUGGAAGGUGCUACCGGGACUUUUACGGGACCCUUUCGGUCGGAUGGAGGUCAUGCACCCACAGGAACCACUCCAAGCGUUUGA